AUGGCUUUUCAAAACCAAUACCAGUUUACCAAAAUGAUAAAUAAUAGAUACAAGGACGAUGUUUAUUAUUCCCACUUACUUCAGAAUUCAACGGUAAGGGCUUUCUUAUCCGGUUCAACUUCUGGGGUAAUUUGUACCGUGUUACUUCAACCAUUGGAUGUUGUUAAAACUCGCCUACAAAAUUUGUCUGGUUCAGUUACCACGUCGACCAAUGGCAAACCCUUAUUCACUACAAUAAUUUCUAAUAUUAUUAAAGAAGAAAGUAUUAAAGGGUUCUGGAAAGGAACUACACCCACAUUAGUAAAGACUGUACCUGGAAUAGGAUUGUAUUUCGGUCUAUUGACCCAUAUCAAAUCCUACGUUUUUAAUAAUAGAGUUUUGAAUCCAACCGAAUCUGUAUUAGUAGGAAUAGCAGCCCGCUCCAUAGCUGGAGCAGCGUUGAUGCCUUUAACUGUCGUAAAAACGAGAGUUGAAAGCGGAGUAUAUAAUUACGCCGGAGUCACAGUAGCAAUAGGAGAAAUAUUCAAGACUGAAGGAUUAAAGGGUUUAACAAGAGGUUUGGUGCCUACCAUAUUUAGAGACGCUCCGUAUGCUGGCAUAUACUUAAUGCUCUACACCCAAUCCAAAUCUUUGAUACCGAAAGAUAUUUAUACGAACAACAGCACAGUUGCAAACUUUUCUUGUGCCGUAAUAUCGAGCACUCUAGCUUGUCUAGUCACUCAACCUCCUGAUGUUUUUAAAACACAGAUGCAACUUUAUCCUCACAAAUUUAACGGUAUGUGGCCUGUGAUUAUUGACGUAUACGUUCGACAUGGCGCUGUGGGCUAUUUUCAAGGUAUUCUACCCAGGUUAAUGAGACGCACAUUGGUAGCAGCGAUAUCGUGGACUUUAUAUGAAAAAAUAAUGAAAUCCUCGAAACGUAAAUACUAA
This is a messenger RNA of Phyllotreta striolata, 930 nucleotides long. The record is from the annotation of a GenBank genome assembly. NCBI's taxonomy places the organism in Eukaryota, Metazoa, Arthropoda, Insecta, Coleoptera, Chrysomelidae.